UGGGAGUGAGUUAGUUUGGUGGCAGUGGCGAGUGUUUGUUGCAUGUACUAGAGAGACAGCUGAUAGUUACCAUUAAUAAAUUUUCAAAAUACGGUUUCUAGUAAAUGAAAUGACAUAAAACUGGUGUAAUGUGCAACGACUGUAUAAAAUCUAUAUUAUGGACCGACAUAAAGCGAAAAGGUCUCGAAUAAAUUGUUGUCAUGUAAUAAAUAAUCGAAUAAUAGAUGAAUUGGUAAAUAAAUUAAAUAAUGACGAGAAUAACAACAGCGAAAGGCGCAACAAUAAACUAACGAUUUAAAGGUCUUGUGAAUCUGGCAUGCACUACCAUGAGCAGCGGGCGUGGCCUAAUAGGGCGUCGCCGAGGGGGAAACACAUGGCUUCGAACUGGACUAAUAAUCUUCAUAAUAAUUUUUAUCUCCCUUCAGAUAAACUUUUUAAGUUACCGCGGUUCAAGCGAUUCAAAUUCCGAGCUAAACGAUUCAAAUGCGGCGAUACUGAGUAUGGUACCGGCCGUGUUGCACAAGUUCCUAACUCCAAGGCCUAGAAACGUGAGCAGUAGUUUGGGCCUAAACGGCACCACGGGUGCCAACGCGGCCUACAGCAAGUGGACGCUCAAUAUAUCGGAUAUCAAACGGAACAUCGCACAGUACAAUCUCCAACAAACCGUCUACAACGAAGAUAUUUUCGGGCCUUUGCAAAACGAUUCUGUAGUUAUAGUAAUCCAGAUACAUGACCGCAUAACUUAUCUCCGCCACCUUAUUGUGAGUCUAGCCCAAGCUCGCGGCAUUUCCCAGGCCCUCCUGGUGUUCUCGCAUGACUAUUACGACGAGGAAAUAAACAGUUUGGUCCAAAGCGUCGAUUUUUGUAAAGUCAUCCAGAUAUUUUACCCAUACUCGAUCCAAACACAUCCGCACGAAUUCCCUGGCGAGGAUCCAAACGACUGUCCACGCGAUAUUAAACGAGAACAGGCCCUAAUCCAGAAAUGCAACAAUGCCCUCUACCCCGACCUCUACGGCCACUACCGGGAGGCGAAAUUCACCCAAACGAAGCACCACUGGUGGUGGAAGGCCAACCGGGUGUUCAACCAGCUAGAAAUCACAAGGAACCACACGGGACUUGUGGUAUUUUUGGAAGAGGAUCAUUACGUAGCCGAGGAUUUUAUUUACAUUCUGAAACUGAUGGAACGGACUUGCAAGGAGUCUUGCAAACACUGCAACAUCCUCUCGUUGGGUACCUAUCUAAAAACUUUUAAUUACUACGGGGAUGCUAAAAAGAAAGAGGCUUUGCGAGCUAUCAAGCAACAAUCUAUUCUUAGCGCAGGUCAAGUUCAUCCCUCCUGGACAUUUCAAGUGCUGCCUUCACUCUAUCAGCACUCACAGAAGGUGGAAAUUACACCUUGGAUUAGCAGUAAGCAUAACAUGGGGAUGGCUUUCAACCGCUCCACGUGGAUGGAUAUCGUAGGCUGUGCUGAUUAUUUUUGCAAAUACGACGACUACAACUGGGACUGGUCUUUGCAACAUAUUUCGCAAAACUGUUUGAAACAUAAAUUUCAUGCGAUGGUGGUACGAGGUCCAAGAGUCUUCCAUAUAGGAGAAUGUGGUGUGCACCAUAAGAAAAACAACUGUGAAUCGACGGCUGUAAUUUCAAAAGUUCAACAAGUGCUAAACACUGCUAAAAGACAUUUGUAUCCGAACUAUUUAACACUAACGUAUACAACACUUUUGAAGAAAACUAAAUUAAGGAAGGGGAACGGAGGAUGGGGGGACCGAAGAGACCAUAAACUUUGUAUGAGUAUGACGCUUAGGUAGUUAAAUUUCGCAUUUGGUGAUAUUGUUUCGAUUUUUGAGAGCCGGGACUGAUAGGUAUUGUUUUCGUAAGGUGCUUUAGUUAACUUACUUUGUUUCACCUAAAAGGCGUUAUAUUUUUAUAACAUUUUGUUACGUUUCAUCUUAGUCAACAUUUUGUAUCUAGUCUUAGUUAUUGUUAGUACGUGAAAAGUCAGAAGCUAGCUGGUUUUUUACCACGCAACAAACUGUGUAUAUAAAUGUGUCCAUUUUGUUGCAUCUUUUCUACAUACUCUUCCUGUCCAAUUCUAUAAACCUCUUGCCACUUUCUACAUACAUACACUAAUUUUAUCAGGAAGAUGCUCAACUAUUCAUAAGUUUUUACUUACAUGAUAGCAAGUAUUUGUUUCAAUUCUAGUCAUGUCUCGUAGCAGGACCAAAAUUUUUGAUGUCAAAGCUUAAAGUUGUUUUACAUUUUCGUUAACCAUGCUUAGCGCAGUAUAAUGUUGUAACUGAGUUCAGUGUCCAGAAACAUGUAACUGCGUAGCGAAUAAACCAUAGUCAGUUGAA
Molecule: messenger RNA, 2354 nt
Organism: Tribolium castaneum (red flour beetle)
Lineage: Eukaryota; Metazoa; Arthropoda; Insecta; Coleoptera; Tenebrionidae
Gene: Mgat2
Product: Mannosyl (alpha-1,6-)-glycoprotein beta-1,2-N-acetylglucosaminyltransferase
Exons: 7
Coding region: 327-1808 (493 amino acids)
Biological process (GO): protein N-linked glycosylation; oligosaccharide biosynthetic process
Cellular component (GO): Golgi membrane; Golgi stack
Molecular function (GO): alpha-1,6-mannosylglycoprotein 2-beta-N-acetylglucosaminyltransferase activity
Source: RefSeq, a predicted model, not a curated record